This is a messenger RNA of Pocillopora meandrina, 1487 nucleotides long. Lineage: Eukaryota; Metazoa; Cnidaria; Anthozoa; Scleractinia; Pocilloporidae. The record is from the annotation of a GenBank genome assembly.
ACAGAACAUUAAAUCCGAGGUUAAGCAGCUUCAGUUCAGAGCUCAAGAAUAUACAAGGAAUUUAAGGUAAGAGCCUUUAAAUCUUCUUAAGUUACAUGUCUUAUCAUUUUCUUGGAACCUAAAAAUUGAGAAGAGAUAAAACUAAAAGAGUGUGUUGCUUUUGAUCAAGAGCUGAUUUUCUUUUUGAUUCUAUGCUAAACAUUUCCAUUUGUACCCCCUGGAAAUCUGAACAUCAAACAAAGGAAACCAGAUAUUUAUCAAUUAUUUAAUUGAAAUUUUUUCCCGAGAAAAGAUUCGUUCGAAAAAAAGGCUGUAGAACGUGUCCCUAUCAAAAGGCGAAAAUCGUCCUAAAGUGUCCGUAACUCUACAGGUUCUUUAAUAUGUCUUCAACUCAAGCAAUCCCAUAUACUUUUUUAGAUUUAUCAGCGAACCAGUUUUUAAGGUACACCCUUUAAAUAUAUUUUUGAUUCUCAUAGUUCAAGUAGAGAAUGUUAUUUCGCAGGAAAAUUCAACCGCGUUCCAAUUCAAACGAAACAUUCUUUAACUGAUCACUGAAUUAGUCACUGAUUUUUCACAGGGCACCACUUGAGUAACGUGAAGCAUGGUCAGCCUUAUUCUUGUGCCUCUUCUACUGUUAUCUAUCGCUGCUAUUGGUAAGAUCUUUUAAAACCCUUUUUUAUUGCACACUGAUUAUUUGUUCCUUUGCAUGUUACCAGUGGUAACGGCACAAGAUUGUUUUUUUUUUCCAUAAACGUUUAAGUUCUUACAAAUUUGAUUUCAAUUGCGUUUCAAUUUCUGCUAUUUUCCCUCCAUCAAGUCAUUACCAAUCUUCAAUGGCAGUAGGGAAGGGUUAAGCAUGGAGCGGAAAGCUUAGCCACCUGAUUCUUACCUAGUCCCCUUUGCAGCGGUUCUUAAGGAUGUCAAGCAACACUCUCACUAACCAAGGAGACUAAGUCUGAACCCACUGCACUGCUCACAGUGUGCUGGUUGAACACAAACCAGAGAUAUUUAUUGUGCUACCGAAUUUCCCUCUUCCAGGGCAGAGUGGUUCCCCAACAAAAUGUAGCGCACACAAUGCCCGAGUCCUCCACACUGAGAACGAUAGAACGGCCAGCGGUAACAAAUGGAAGUACAUAGGUUCUGUGCCAAAUAAUCCGAACGAGGAGAUAAGAAAACAAGAUUGUAGAAAUAAGUGCGAACGGAUCUGUGUGCAGGAGAAAGAGGGAGGGCCUAACUUCCGCAGCUGGCCUGGCUGCGUUGCUUACUCGUCCUGGGUACAUUCAGGAGGGGGUACGUGCUAUUGCUAUGGCUGGGACCAAAAGCCUGAAUGGUAUUCCAGCUCAAGGUACCUCUCUGGUUGGUGUGAGAAAUAAUCAUGACAGUUGUCGAAGCGCCUUUUGGCACCCGUAAUGAACAUUUUUAUGUGAUUUAAAAUAAAUCCUCAAUUAUUACCUUGGCCUGAAAAAUAAACUCAUUUUAGUGAGACG